Molecule: messenger RNA, 3259 nt
Organism: Danio rerio (zebrafish)
Lineage: Eukaryota; Metazoa; Chordata; Actinopteri; Cypriniformes; Danionidae
Source: RefSeq, a predicted model, not a curated record
GUCCGAUGCAGGUCUCCUUCACUGUGUCUCCCUCUGGUGGACACUCUGCACAUCACAUCAUCCACACAGACAGAAUAACUCAUGCAGGAGAAAACGUACAUUUCUUAAAACUCCAUUUCAGACACUUUACGUUAAUAUUAAAGUGUGUUUACGUCUUCAGCUUUGUGCUAAUAAAUGUGGUCACUCUGGCGAGCUGCAGGAACCGGAAGUGAUGAAAACAACAACAAAAACAGCGGAGCAAAACACGGAAGUGCAGCAGCAGGAUCAGAGAGAGUGAAUUUGCAGAUUGAUAUGGUUAAUAUCUGAGAUCAGUCACAUCAAGACAGACAGAGAAGAACAGGAUUAAAACAACAGCAGUGUAAAGACAGGAGACUGACCGCAGAAACACAGAGUCUCCGAGCUGCAGUAUGGACGUGUGUAUGUUGGAGGAGGAUCUGCCGCAGAUGGACGGCACGUGUGACGCCUGCGAGCCGGACGAGGCGGAGUCUGCGCUGUGGAUGUGUGUGCGCUGCCGCUUCGCCUUCUGCUCCAGCCACGCAGACGCACACACACAAAGCACCGCACACACACUGCAGCCCUACAGCAGCGCAGAGGCAGACACACACUCCGCUGAGCCGCAGGCUGCAGCGCUCCCGCCGGACGGGCGCAGGGAGACUGUGAGCGUGGAGCGGCUGAAGUGCAGAGAUCACGGCCAGGAGGGGGCGCUAUACUGCAAACACGACCAGCGCAUCAUCUGUGUGCUGUGUGCCGUGCAGGGGGAACACCGAGGACACCAGAUCAUCACACUGAGAGAGGCAUACCUGUGGCAGAAGAGUAAAGAAGGCAUUGAUCUGCUGGAACAGACUCAUGAAAUCUCGGAGAGGAUCAAGGCUAAAUGGGCCAGUCCAGAUAUGAGCAUGGAGGAGCUGGAGGCGUACGUGAACCAGCAGUUUGACGAGCUGCAGCGCCUGGUGCGUCUGGAGGAGUGGCGCGUGCUGCAUCUGGUGGACCUGAAGGAGGCCUUCCUGACCGCUCAGGCUGCGGAGAAGAUCUCGGAGAUCAGCGCGCACACACAGACGCUGCAGGAGGAGAUGGACUCUAUCACACACACACUCCAGCAGAUGGAGCAGGUGGAGGAGGACGGAGGAGCCCCUGCAGCGCUGCUGGCUCCACUGCUGGCCCGCAGAGAGGAGGAUGCAGGAGGACGAGCGGUCAGAAACACAUACAAACACACACACACACACAGCACAAAGACAGGGCACACCCCUGCUGGUUACGAGAGGGUACUGCAAGUAGAGAAGCGUGAACAGCAGAUGAUUAGUGUGGACACAGAUAUGAUCAGUGUGAACGUCUCUUAACUCCUGCUCUCCGCUCUGUGUUUCAGGAUCCUGAUGUGCGGCUCAGAGUUGCGGAUCAGAGGAGGAAUCCUGACGCUCCGUCAGCUGUUGAAGACAGAGGAGACGCACACGUCGGACACACACCCUGAACGCAGCUCUCUCUUCAGGAAUGGAGACAAACACAGAAUCAAAUGCAGGAACAAACACCAAACUCUUGAAGAAUGUGCUGUCUUUAUCAGUUCAUUAUUUUCAUGAAGAUCUAGUGGACUUUUUAAUCAUUUUUGUUUCGGUUUAUUGAAUUUUUUGCAUUUGUGUGUAUAAUAACUACAUGCUGGAUUUAUUAUUUGGUUGAUGAAAUUGUGUCUUAUAUUGCUCUGCAUUGCCUUCAUUACACUGUACAUUAUAUUAUAGGUGUAAAUACAGAUCAUUCAAGUGUAAAACGGUUUUUUAUGAGGCUAAACAGAGUUAAAUGUUGAGUUGUGAACUCACAAUUCCCAGAUUUAAAAUACUGGAAAAAUCUGAAUUCCAAGAUAAAAAGUCUGAAUUUUCGAGAAGUAUUAUGAAAUAAAAACUCUGAAAUAUGAUAUGAAAUACUCAAUUUUGAGAUGUAAAUUCCAAUUAAAAAGUGCAAAUAUUGAGAUGUAAACUCCUACAGAGAAAGUCUUUGAAACCAAGGAGUCAAAAAAUGUAGACGUCAGCUCUGAAUUCCAGUCAGACGUCUCAAUAUAAAGAUGUACUCUCAGAAUUUCUGUCCCAGUACUGGGUUGCAGCUGAAAGGGAAUUCGCUGUGUAAAACAUAUGCUGGAAUAGUUGGCGGUUCAUUCCGCUGUGGCGACCCCUGAUUAAUAAAGGGACUGAGCCAAAAAGAAAACGAAUGAAUGAAACUCUAACCCUUAUUUCAAUAUAAAACAAAUCUGAAUAAUGAAACAAACUCUGAAAUAAAAACGCAAAAUUAUGAGUAAAUUCAGAAUUGACAAUUUCUAAACAAACUCUCAAAUGUAAAGCUGAAAUUCAGAGUCUUGCAUUCGUAACAUGUCAACUCAGAAUUUAGCAAAUAUUGAGACAAACAAGAAUUUUGAAAUGUGAAUUAAGAUUUUAGAGAUAAAAAGUAGAAAAAAUAUUGAGACAUGAAAUAUAAAUUCCAGGCAAAAAGUCAGAAUUUAAAGACAUAAUCUCAAAACUCCAGAGGAAAAAUCUGAAUUGAGAUGUAGCUCAGAAUUCCCAGAUUAAAACACUGAAUUCCAGUAAAAAGUCUGAAUUUCGAGAAGUAAAAUCUAAAUAAAAUGUGAGAAUAUCGAGACGCAAACUCAAAUCUCUCUGAUUAAAAUGUCAAAACAUCUUUUGAGUCAAAACAUCAUCAUCCUACAUGAUUUACAGCAGAAUUAUUCUUUUGGUGUUUUCUAACAUUUGUGAGUGUCAUAUUUACACAAAAUAAUGUAGGUUAAACCUUCAGGCCAAACAUUGUCCAUCCUACAUUUCCUCCUGUGAGUUUCAGUCUAAUUCUCUGGUAUUUGGUAAUCGCAGCUCUGAAUAAUGAUGUUAUGACGUAACUGUUAAGCUGAAUGAUGAUGAUGAACAUUUCUUUUACACAUGUUUUGAUAUCUUUGUGUAAAUUUGACUCUAUGCAGACACUAGAAUGAAUCCGCUGGAUAUUUUCUUUCUCUGUGUGUUUCCAGACUCCCCCAUGCUCAAGUUCAUCAGAUAUACUUCAGUUCUGGUUCUGAAAGCAGGUGAACGUGUGUGUUUGCUGAGUCUUAAUGAUGUUCCUUUCUUUCAGUUUUGGGAUAAGUCGAUCUCUAAAUGAAGGGUUGCUCAUGGGAAACCUGUCAGUCAUUAUUAUACUGUAUAUUUGACGAGCUCUUUAAUAGCUGUAAGAUGCUCAUUCACACAUUUGCUUCUCUCGACUGUAAUCAAAUAAAAUCAUUUAUUUUCAUUUUUUUAAA